CAAAGAUAUCAUAGACUAAUGAUUACUUAUCUUUUCUUAACAGACCACAAUGCCUCAGGAAUACAAAAGAAAAACAAACCGUGGGAGUAAUCCUGAUUUUCUUCAACGUGCAGCAGCAGACGUCCAAGGAGGAAGCAGCAUUCGAAGUGCUGCAAAAGAUCAUGGUGUUGAUUGUUCGACCCUUAAGCGAUAUAUGGAAAAGCAGAGAGAUGAUCCUGAAGGAGUUAGUGGUUAUCAGAACUGUAAAAUAAAGAACUUGAUCUUUCCUCCAGAGAUGGAAACUGAGUUAGCCCAGCACAUCAAAGAUUUGGCAGCAAGUUAUAAUGGGUUAUCUAAAGAAAAAUGUUGCAGCUUGACCUACGAAUAUGCUAUGCGAAACAGAGUUGAAGUUCCCGACAACUGGCAAACCACCCAAAAAGCAGGGCAAAGUUUCUGGUUGGGAUUUAAAAAACGCCACAACCUUGCCAUUCGUAGUCCAGAGGCUACUUCGUUAGCACGAGCGACUGCCUUCAAUCGUCAUACAGUUGGUAAAUUUUAUGACAACUUAGCAUCUGUCAUGGACCAACACAAGUUUCAGGCACAGGACAUAUACAAUUUGGAUGAAACUGGGUGCACGACCGUGCAAAAGCCAGGAAAUGUUGUUGCGCCAAAAGGAGUAAAGCAAGUUGGAUCAGUCACGUCUGCCGAAAGGGGGGAACUAGUCACGGUGGUCAAUACCAUAAGCGCCGGUGGGGCAGUGCUGCCACCGCUGUUCCUAUUCCCAAGAGUCAACUACCGCGAGCACUUCAUACGUGGGGGUCCAGUAGGCUCCAUUGGUGGAGCUACAAGAACAGGGUGGAUCAAUACAGAAACUUUCGUAGGGUAUAUGGACCAUUUCAUCCACCAUACACGAUGCACUCCAGAGAGAAAGGUCUUGCUCAUCCUGGAUAAUCAUGAGGCACACAUCUCUCUAGCAGCAGUUGACAAAGCAAAGGCAAAUGGGGUAGCUCUGUUAACGAUUCCCCCCCACACUUCCCACAGGUUACAACCAUUAGAUACAGCAAUUUAUGGUCCGUACAAGAGAGCAUAUGCACGCGCAAUGGAUGCUUGGAUGCGUUCUAAUCCUGGCAAAACUGUUUCUAUCUACGACCUCCCUUCACUUGUGAAUGAGGUCCAUGUAUGUGCAUGUGUUCCAAGAAAUAUCCUGUCAGGUUUUCGAAGUGCAGGAAUUUACCCGUUCAACAGGGACAUAUUUACUGAUGCCGACUACGCUCCAGCAAACGCCCCAGCAGAAAAUGCCCCUGAUGCUGAUCAAGCGGAGAAAACUGGUGCCCCAGCAGCUGACCUAGAGAAUGCCCCUGCAGCACAGGACUCGGAUGCACCUGCAGCUGUCCCCACAGAGAACUCUGAUACCACCGCAGAUGCAGGCUCAUCAGGGAAUCCUGAUGGACCCACAACAUCCAGAGCAUCCACAUCCACAUAUGUAUCACCCAGGGAUAUAGAGCCAUUCCCUAAGGCCGCACCUCGGAAAGGAAGAGCUACUAAUAGAAAGAAAGGUAGCACUAAAAUUCUGACUGACACACCAGUCAGAGAUGAAAUUGCUGCAGCAAAUAAAGCCAAAGAAAACAAGAAACAAGCUGCAAAUACCAAUGCAAGAAAAUCUCUAUUCACAAAGCCGCAAAGCAGAAGCAAACGUAAAAAGCUGCCUUCUGAGAGCUCAUCUUCAAGUGAAAGUGAUAUGGACAUGGAGUUGUCGGAUACCUCUGAUGACUCUGACGUGGAUGACGAUCAGGAGGAUAUCAUUGAAGGCGACUUCGUGAUAGUGAAAGUCCACAGAAAAACAAGAACAAUGCACUACAUUGCCAGAGUUGACGGAUUUGAUGCUGAUGAAUAUGAAGGAGUUUUUCUUCGUAGAGUGUUGAGCCGCAAUGAUGACAGGGCUACUUUUGUUGUGGAUACCGAGGAUGAAGCACUGUGGUUGCAAGAAGAUAUAGCAAAGAAGUUGCCAACCCCCACUGUUAGUGGUACUUCGUUGUAA
Messenger RNA from Asterias rubens (European starfish), 2017 nucleotides. RefSeq lists its product as uncharacterized. The transcript has a single exon. Gene Ontology annotation, cellular component: nucleus. Gene Ontology annotation, molecular function: DNA binding. The record is from RefSeq and is a predicted model, not a curated record. The coding region runs from base 50 to 2017 and encodes 655 amino acids. Lineage: Eukaryota; Metazoa; Echinodermata; Asteroidea; Forcipulatida; Asteriidae.